Molecule: messenger RNA, 885 nt
Organism: Phytomonas sp. EM1
Lineage: Eukaryota; Euglenozoa; Kinetoplastea; Trypanosomatida; Trypanosomatidae
Source: the annotation of a GenBank genome assembly
AUGCCGAAUAACGCGACAAUUGUUUCGGGAUUUUUGCCCUACCUGGGCUUCAUGAUCAAGGACGUCGGGAGUCGUCUCUGUAUCAUGGGGCACUACCUGCGAAAGCGGCAGCACAUGUACCCGGUCAUGCGGCAUCAAAACAUUCGCGUCUAUCGUGGGAUGCUGCCGUGGACGCAGGAGGCGUGUUUCAUCGCGCCCAGCGCGCAUCUCUGCGGGAACAUCGUACUCGGCCACGACUGCUGCGUCUUCUACCACGCCGUCAUCCGCAACUACCACACCAAGGUGGCGACGGAGAUCGGCGAUCACACCGUCGUGAUGGAUCGCGCGACGCUUAUGGGGCAGGUGCGCAUCGGGCAGAGCGUUUACGUCGGCUGCGGCGCGACCCUCGAUUGCUGUGAUAUCCACGAUCACGUUUUUAUCGGGGCGGGCGCGAGCAUCGCGUUAGGGGCGGUCGUGGAGAAUCACGCCAUUGUCGCCCCAGGAGCGGCUGUCGGGAAGGAUGUGCGGGUGUAUGCCGGAGAGCUGUGGGCGGGCAACCCCGCGCAGAAGGUCGGAGAGGUCACCCCGGAGCAGGUGAGUGAGCUGCAUCACAUGAUUCACGACCAGAUCCAAACAGGGCACGCCCACCUGCAUGCGAUUCAUGAUCAUAUCCAUCACACGGAGAAGCUGGAUCAGAAGUGGUUGAAGGAGACGCUUGAACUUUUAGAGAAGCAGCAGCAGCAGGUCGCGAUCAAGGUGCCCUUGGAUAUCCCGCUUGAGGCGCGUCGCUUCCUACAGCCUCGCGUGCAUAUGCGUCGCCCUGAGAUGCAUAUGCGCACUUCGUAUCCGCUUAAUCGUAUCGCACCGUGGAUGCCAAGGAUGGCGGACCAGACUGCCAACGCAUAA